This is a messenger RNA of Mesorhabditis belari, 516 nucleotides long. The record is from the annotation of a GenBank genome assembly. NCBI's taxonomy places the organism in Eukaryota, Metazoa, Nematoda, Chromadorea, Rhabditida, Rhabditidae.
AUGCAUCAUCUCAACCUUGGCUCACAUGAGAACCUGGUAUUUGUUAAUGAGUACAUUGAGCAUCUCAGAAAAAGGGUUGAGCGGCAGGAAUGCAUUCGUUGCGAGAAAACCAUUGCAGCUAGGAACGCUUUGAUGAACCAUAUACGUAAGAGGAAUCAUAGAGAGGUGAAUCGAGCGAAUCACUACUACGACAAGUUCUACAUCAUCAACUAUCUCGAGCUCGGAAAACGCUGGUUGGAUGUGUUGGGAGAGGAUUUCGAGGAUACAACAACAGCUUUCCAGGAGAGCGAUGAAGAACUUGAAGCAGAAUCAUGGUGUGAAUGGCAAGAAGACAAUGUGGACCUUGAUGAGACUCGUGUUGUAUGUUUGCUUUGUGAUGAAUCGACUGAACGUGGCGAUCUUCUUAUUGAGCACAUACAGGAAAAGCAUGGAUUUGAUCUUCUUAAGUUGAUCAAGGACAACAAAUUGGAGACUUAUGAGCGUAUGCAGUUGAUUAACUACGUUCGAAAGCAGGUA